This is a messenger RNA of Drosophila pseudoobscura, 1053 nucleotides long. RefSeq names its product pre-mod(mdg4)-Z (gene pre-mod(mdg4)-Z). The record is from RefSeq and is a predicted model, not a curated record. The transcript is spliced from 3 exons. Lineage: Eukaryota; Metazoa; Arthropoda; Insecta; Diptera; Drosophilidae. Bases 242 to 571 code for a protein of 109 amino acids.
UGGAUUGGGGUUGUCUGUUUAGACACAGAAUCCAUGCCGCAGUGCCUCGGACCAAUUUUAACUACAUUUCUUUGCUAUUCACUUUGCUAUAAUUUCUAGGUUUUCCACCACAUACAAAUAUAUAAACUACAACUUAAUCUAAUUUAGAUUUUCGUAAUAAAAUUGAUGUCAAUAGACUCGCGUGCCCAUCCAUCCAAACAAAAUACUUAUUACACAACAUGUCCGAAACUGCGGCCCGCAGAUGUUUCUGAUCAGCCGCAAGGGCGGCACUCUGCUGGCCAUCAACAACUUCCUCUAUCGCUCCAAUCUCAAGUUCUUUGGCAAGAACAACAACAUUCUCUACUGGGAGUGCGUACAAAAUCGUUCAGUUAAAUGCCGCAGCCGCUUGAAGACCGUGGGCGAUGAUCUCUUUGUAACGAACGAUAUCCACAAUCAUAUGGGCGACAAUAUGCGCAUUGAGGCUGCCAUGGUUUCUGGGAUGCUGAUCCACAAAAAACUUAGUUCCCUCACCUACGCUGACCGAACGCAGGGCUCGUGGAAGAUUGAAGACGAAGCCACACCCGACCAGUAACCAUGUCCAUGUCCGUUUUAGACAUUCCCUUAUCGUCCGACAUCAACUAGAAUUAAGUUAUUGUCUCCUCUAUGUUUCUUCUGAUUUAGACUGAGUGUACUAUUUAGGAGGAGAAGUAAGUACCUUUUUGCAUGUGGUUGGAACCAACAGUGUUUUGUCCUCCCCUUCCCCCCAAAUAGUCUUGUCCUGGGUGUUGAGUAUUUAUUCCAGUAUAUGGCAGUGGUCGUCACAACCUGACGGAAAAUAGCUAUUGUAUUCGUGUCACUGUUAUAGGGGAAAUACCACGUAAAAUUUGUAUUUUUUUAAAAUUACCUUGAAUCAGACGAUCAUAUAAUUAAUGUAUUUAUUGAUAGCAUGCUAACACGUCGCUGCUGUACAACAUAUGAUCUGUGGAAAAUUAAAAUUGGUUUUUCAAUCGAAUGGUAGCAAAAUUAAAGCCAAUUGUAGCUAGUAACUUGCCAAAUUUUGUGCAUGCGAACGAA